Messenger RNA from Scheffersomyces coipomensis, 834 nucleotides. Its product is annotated as mitochondrial 54S ribosomal protein uL3m. The transcript has a single exon. Gene Ontology annotation, molecular function: structural constituent of ribosome. The record is from RefSeq and is a predicted model, not a curated record. Lineage: Eukaryota; Fungi; Ascomycota; Pichiomycetes; Serinales; Debaryomycetaceae. The coding region runs from base 1 to 834 and encodes 277 amino acids. Gene Ontology annotation, cellular component: ribosome; mitochondrial large ribosomal subunit. Gene Ontology annotation, biological process: translation.
AUGAACAUAAGUCGCAAGACGAACUUAUGCUCCAAUCUUGUAUUCCACCGUGGAGUGGCCCAAAUAACUUCAGUCCAUGCCAUACCAUCCGUUCGUACAUCAGUACCAACCAUUCAACAUUCUCUUGAACAAUCUAAUUUAAGAAAAGCAUUAUUACAAAGACCAGGAUUACUCGGGAUCAAACGAGGUAUGAUUACUUGGUUCACUAAAACUGGUGAACAAUACGCUGCUACGGUUAUUGAAAUUGAUAAUUGUGAAGUUAUCCAACAUAAAACUAAAGAAACUGAUGGAUAUUAUUCUGUAAUGGUGGGUCAAAUUGAUAAAUUAAAAAAUAUCAAGCCUCGUGAUUUAACUAAAUUCAGAGAAGCAGGUGUUUCACCAAAAGCUCAUGUUUCCGAAUUUAGAAUUCGUGAUGAAUCAGGUUUAAUUCCUCUUGGAGUUGAAUUAAAAGCUGAUUAUUUCGCCGUGGGUCAAAAAGUCGAUGUUAAAGCUGUCACUAAGGGGAAAGGGUUCGCUGGGGUGAUGAAAAGACAUGGAUUCAAAGGGUUAAAUGCUUCCCAUGGGGUUUCUGUGGCUCAUAGAUCUGCUGGUGGUAUGGGGGGUAAUCAAAAUCCCGGUAGAGUUUUACCAUUAAAAAAAAUGGCCGGUAGAAUGGGUGGAAAGAAUUGUACGGUGUUCAAUAAUGAAGUUUUACAUGUUGAUGGUGAAGCUGGGAUCAUUAUUGUUAAAGGUCAAAUCCCAGGUCCAAAUAAGGCAUAUGUUAAAUUACUUGAUGCCAAAAAGAUUUAUGCUAAAUCAAUUAAUGAUAUAAAUAAUGGAGUUCAAAUAUAUUAG